This is a messenger RNA of Lentinula edodes (shiitake mushroom), 1056 nucleotides long. RefSeq lists its product as uncharacterized. The record is from RefSeq and is a predicted model, not a curated record. Lineage: Eukaryota; Fungi; Basidiomycota; Agaricomycetes; Agaricales; Omphalotaceae. Bases 41 to 910 code for a protein of 289 amino acids. The transcript has 6 exons. Gene Ontology annotation, molecular function: FMN binding.
CAUAUAGGAAGUGUGGGAGAAUUAACCCCUAGCCUUUCCGAUGAACUUCAUUAUCAAACCACCACCUUCCCUUGUUUCGUGUUUUACUCGUGUUGAAUCUCGCAGAUGGAACAGUACAAAGCCUUUCGAUUUCCAUAAGUCGUUUCAGAUGACUACUUCCCCACUACCCGCAUGGAAGGUUGGAGACGGAGCGUUUACUGGACUCUCACCAGAACACGAAAAUUCACCUAAAACUACGUGGAAUCUGGAUGAUAUGAGCACCAAAGACUCGUAUAAACUUCUAACAUCUGCGAUCAUUCCUCGCCCCGUCGCUUUCAUCUCAACGAUUGCAGAAGAUGGAACUCCGAAUCUUGCGCCGUUUAGCUACUUCUCCAUGAUUUCACAUAACCCUCCGCUUCUCGGUGUAUCCUUCAGCCUAUCCCCGAGACGGCCCAAAGACACGCGGGAGAAUAUCUUAGCUACCAAAGAGUUUACGGUGAACAUCAUCAGCGAGCAUUUCAUCGAGGCUGCUAAUGCGACUGCCGUCGAAGCUCCUGCGGACAUCGACGAGUGGAUCGUAUCCGGAUUGACAAUGGAGCCAAGCGCCCAAGUCAAGCCUGCUUGCGUGAAGGAAAGUCUAUUCAGCAUGGAGUGUCAGCUGCACUUCUCGCACGAUAUCUCUGAUCUGAAGACUUCCGAUAUCACGAAUACCCUUGUGCUCGGCCUCAUUAAACAAGUGCACGUAACAGAAUCUGUGCUCGCUGAGAAUGGAUUGACGUUGGAUCCAGCUAAAUUACGACCGGUGGCGAGGCUUGGAGGCAAUACCUAUGCAAGGUUGACAGACGCGUUUGACGUUCCUCGUCCUGCUUGGAAGACGGUGCGUAACACGGUCCAUGAACUGACUGAACGAAACUCCAAAAAGCUCGUUUAAUCAUUAUAUACACCGGUAUGAAAGUCGUCUGGUGGGUUAGUGCGACGCGACUUCAUGUCAUGCCCGAGCACCAUACAUACACUAUCUGUAUUCUAUACAAGAUCUUGCGUACAUCAGAACUACUGUCAUAUAUAUUUGAUUCUUUU